Messenger RNA from Beauveria bassiana ARSEF 2860, 1953 nucleotides. RefSeq lists its product as uncharacterized. Gene Ontology annotation, biological process: tRNA processing; intronic box C/D snoRNA processing; rRNA processing. The transcript is spliced from 7 exons. Gene Ontology annotation, cellular component: nucleolar ribonuclease P complex; ribonuclease MRP complex; cytosol. The coding region runs from base 1 to 1953 and encodes 650 amino acids. The record is from RefSeq and is a predicted model, not a curated record. Gene Ontology annotation, molecular function: ribonuclease MRP activity. NCBI's taxonomy places the organism in Eukaryota, Fungi, Ascomycota, Sordariomycetes, Hypocreales, Cordycipitaceae.
AUGGCUUCCACUACUGGCGGGCCUGUCCGCAAAAGAAUUGUUCAUCACCUUGGAUCACCCUUCACCACAAUUACCUGGCCAGAGAUAUCUCAAGAAGAUCAAGAUGACAUACUAGAGCUCCUCUGCGAGUAUCUCGGCCCAAUCGGCAAGCAUCGCCAGAGAUGUAUCAAAACUUCCAAAGGGAAACGAGCAGAAAAGAAAAGGAAACGUCAAGAGAAAGAUGAGGACAAAACCACUUUCCCAAUGGCAAUGGCCGCUAAUCUGCCAGUCAAGCCAGAGACUGCGUCGCAGGUGGAUGUUGGCUUCAAUUCCAUUACAAGAGGCUUUCAAAAUGCAAAUAACGAAACGAGUGUGGAUGGUGUUGUGGUAAAACGGCAGAGAUAUUCCAUGGUUUUUGUCUGUCGUGGCAACCAAUCUGCCGCGUUCAACAGCCAUUUUCCACAGAUGGUAGCCGCAUCUUCCGCUGAUGUCCAACCAGAGCACGCUACUCGAUUAAUAGGCUUCUCCAAGCCAUGCUCUAGCCGACUGAGCAGCUGUCUAGGACUAGCGCGCGUUUCAGCCGUGGCUAUCAAGAGUGACGCAGCGGGGUCAUGCGCGUUGUGGGAUCUGGUGAAGAAGUCUGUCAAGCCAGUGCAAUGCGAGUGGCUUGACGAGGCCAGGAGCCUGCAGUAUCGUCAAACCCAGAUAGUUUCUCUAGAAACCUCUGUUGGCUCCAAGAAAACCAAGGUGAGUCCUACACCUCUUGGUUCCCUUGCAAACUACUUCCAAAUGACAAAGAAGAUUGAAGUCUCCAAGGGAGCAAAAGCAAAGCUGGCAGACGCUAGAGCUUUAGCUAGGAGUUUCUCACAGACAAAACCUCCCAAGUCUAAAGGAAAUUCGAGGCCCAGGGCGCACUCCCAAGACCGAGAUGCACAGUUACGCGGUGCAGCCCGUGCGCAGUUGACACAGUCUAUCGUUCGACCCGGAGGCUUCAGCUCAACAUCGACGACGAGUCACAGGCAGCCACCUCGACAGUUUCACGCGCGACAGGAAAGCACGAUCUCUAUGGCUACGUGGCAGGCGCGAAAAGAUGCUCCGUCCAUAACUGGCGGGCGAGGACUUGAUUUUCUGAGCCGAAAAGAUGCCUUGGUCAGCAUUCCAGAAGUCCAGCUGGCUGUGGCUCCCAGAGCUGAGUUGCCACCAACUUCGUCCCUUACUGGACAGUCCCAAUCCCUGGCCAACGCUGAAGCUCCCACUUCAGGGGUUGCGGGCUCAGUGCUUGACGAGUUUCUUUCGCUCAUGUCACAGCAGGAGAAAGAACUGGCAAAGGUUGAUCCUUUAAUCGACCAACUACAGCAAUGGCAUCUACAAUCUCCAGCUGAGGCGAAGUCCAAUACCGUAGCAUUGCCAACUGCGCCUCGAAUUCAUCCAUCGUUUACUGGUUGGAAGAAAGCAGAUGUCGAAGAAAUCCCGGCCGCUACGGUUCCAAUCACGCCGGUUGCUCAAAGCGGCCAGACAAAAGGCCAAAGUGGCCCUACCCAUGUAUCUGCUGUAGCUACGUCGAAUCAGCCCUCUCGGCUACCGUUGGAUGAGGUCAGCAAUUGCUUUUCCAAUCUUCGGGCAGAUGCAGGUCUUGCGAGCCUCGAAUCAUCAAAACCGGUAGUACGUCUACCACCCACAAUCCAGCAAAAAGAAAAUAUUCGACCGCCAUCGAAGGCGUUGGAGCAGCUUGCGAGGCCACCGAGAACGCCAGAGCCAGCUAAAUGUAAUUGCACACCAACUAUUAAGCCCCAAAAAGGACUCUCAGCAUCUCGUUUUGCAUCCGAAGAAACGGGAAACUCCUCAUUCGCAAACAAGUUCUCGGUCAACUUGCAGAUUGUUAUCCACCAGGAUUUCUGCCCCAUGUCUGAGCGGCGCGAAUCAGCACAACAGGCGCUACGGGCUCAAGCAGAGCCGUUCACCCCGAGAUUCUAA